CCUGGAAAGCAACGAGUCUCCAAUCCUUCAUUACUGUUAUCAACCGAGCGCCAUGUGGCCGUCCGCUCCUCGCAUCCUUGCUCUGGGGUUGCUCGUAACUCUUGCAAUUGCAGUCACCACAGUCUCGGCAUCCACCCUGACCGAUGCACGACCACUGCGACUUCACUUUACACUCAAGCGAUCUUCCAUGAAGAUGUAUGGGCACCUCGAGUUCGAUGUCUUCGCCAACCCUGUCGUAUCCGCCGAUAAUACCGCUGUUCGGUACGACGGCUACGCCACCUUCAAGGAGGGUUCCACCAAGCACACAAUUGUGAUGGUGGACGGCAUCGCCUACUUUGUGACGUCAUCCGCUGAUGGAACGGAGACGGCGGAGUGUUCGUCUUCAAGCUCGCUCGCGCUGCUCAACUACAUCAUUCCGGCACUUAACGACGCUACUGCCAUCUCAAGCGCGACGGUCGACGAUAAGAAAAUAACUUGUUCGAGCGGGGACUUGCUCAAGGUCGUCCUGGGCGAUGCUGUAUUCGUUAUUUGUGCAUCGGGUUCCUCCGGUUUUAUUGUCUACGGAAGUGAUCUGGACAUUAGUGUCGCGUAUCUGGAUAGUCCGGUAUCCAUCUCGGUGCCUACACUUAGCGAAGACGCAGCGCGUUCGUGUGAAACGAUUGUGACACCUUCGUCAGUAACAGCGACAACGCUAGCGUUGCUCACCGGCGAGCCCGUAGCAUACAACUGGAGUACUCAAGGCCUUGCCCGUUUCCUGGGUAACUAUUUUAGCUAUGCCCGUUAAAAAUGAUAUAAUACAUGAAUGAAUAACCUCAGGUA
Phytophthora nicotianae INRA-310 is the source of this 819-nucleotide messenger RNA. RefSeq lists its product as hypothetical. NCBI's taxonomy places the organism in Eukaryota, Oomycota, Peronosporomycetes, Peronosporales, Peronosporaceae. The transcript has a single exon. The coding region runs from base 53 to 784 and encodes 243 amino acids. The record is from RefSeq and is a predicted model, not a curated record.